AUGCAAACAUCUCAGAAUCAUAAAAUUUCUUAUGGCUCUGGUGGGUUCUAUGUUGAGCCUGUGGAAAAUUUGGAGUCAUACUGCUUACCAUCAAGUGAGAACAUAGACAAUUACUCUUCAGGCCAAACAUUAGAACAAUAUUGCACUCUUGAAUCUGCUUCCACAAGUAACAGUUUCCCUUACCAAAAUUCUCCACCUGCUCUCAGUUUCUCGUCAAACAAUAGUCCUUUGUCAAAGCUAGAGUCAAACUCAUAUGUGUUAAGGCCACAGAAUUCCCUUGAAAUUGCUAGUGGCUCACCUGAGGAUGAUUCUUACCUGACUCACCUUGAUGACCUGACACAUAAGAUAAACGAGCUGGAAAGUGCUAUGCUGGGAACUAAUGCAGAUAUGCUAGAUAUCUAUGGCCCCAUAAUGCCAGAAGAAGCUGAUUCAUUUUUGUUAGAGGCUGAGAAGUGGAAGAAAAUGGAUGUGGUGUCUAGAGGGGAUUUGAAAGAGAUGCUUUAUACUUGUGCAAAGGCAAUGGCUGUGAAUGAUAUGGAGACAACUGAAUGGAUGAUAUCAGAGUCGCGUAAAAUGGUUUCCAUUUCAGGCAAUCCAAUUCAACGGUUGGGAGCAUAUGUUGUGGAGUCUCUUGUUGCAAGGAUGGCUGCUACAGGAAGCACAAUCUACAAAUCCUUGAAAUGUAGUGAGCCUACUGGUAAUGAACUACUUUCAUACAUGCAUGUACUCUAUGAAGUUUGUCCAUACUUCAAGUUUGGGUACAUGUCAGCAAAUGGAGCAAUUGCUGAAGCACUGAAGGAGGAAAGGGAAGUCCACAUAAUAGACUUUCAGAUUUCCCAGGGAACUCAAUGGGUGAGCCUGAUUCAGGCUCUUGCUCGCCGUCCCGGAGGGCCACCAAAGAUCAGAAUAUCUGGUGUUGAUGACUCCUUUUCAUCUUAUGCCCGGGGAGGAGGCCUUGAUAUUGUUGGAAAAAGGUUAUCAGCACUUGCACAGUCAUGUAAUGUACCCUUUGAGUUCAAUGCUGUGAGAGUACCUGCUUCUCAAGUGCAACUUAAAGACCUUGAACUUCGCCCUUAUGAAGCUGUGGCAGUGAACUUUGCCCUUAUCUUGCACCAUGUGCCUGAUGAAACUGUGAACAGCCACAAUCAUCGUGAUCGGUUGUUGAGAUUGGCCAAGCAAUUGUCUCCUAAGGUGGUGACUCUGGUUGAGCAAGAAUUUAACACCAACCACGCGCCAUUCUUGCAGCGAUUCGUUGAGACAAUGAACUACUACUUCUCUGUUUUUGAUUCUAUUGAUGCUGCUCUUCCAAGGGAGCACAAAGAGAGGAUUAAUGUGGAGCAGCAUUGUUUGGCUCGUGAAGUUGUCAACUUAAUAGCAUGUGAAGGAGCAGAAAGAGUUGAACGUCACGAGCUUCUGAAUAAGUGGAGAAUGCGUUUCACAAUGUCUGGAUUUACGCCUUAUCCACUGAACUCUGUUAUUAAUGCUUCAAUCAAGGAUCUUCUGCUGAGCUACCAUGGCCACUACACUCUAGAAGAGAAAGAUGGUGCACUAUUUCUUGGUUGGAAGAAUCAAGUUCUUAUUGCCUCUUGUGCUUGGAGAUGA
Molecule: messenger RNA, 1602 nt
Organism: Sphenostylis stenocarpa
Lineage: Eukaryota; Viridiplantae; Streptophyta; Magnoliopsida; Fabales; Fabaceae
Source: the annotation of a GenBank genome assembly